CCCGGCAGCAGCUUGGAAAGAGAUCAGCCGAGAGCAAACCCUGCCCAGAGGCAGCUGUGUUGGUCCUCUGACUUUUGUGAUCCGUUCUCUGCAAUUUAGAACUGCGACAAGCACCAACCAAAUCAGGCAAGAGCAUGAAGUUCCAACAGGCGGCGCUGCUGAGCACGGUGCCGCUCUUGUUCCUCGCCAAUUGCAUAUUCGCCUCCAAGCCUUCCAGUGUGAACCUGAAGACGUUCGUUGGCUGUGCGGUCCGUGAGUUCACCUUCCUGGCCAAAAAACCGGGGUGCCGGGCACUGCGCAUCACCACAGAUGCCUGCUGGGGCCGAUGUGAGACUUGGGAGAAACCAGUGCUGGACCCACCAUACAUCGAAGCGCACCAUCGGGUCUGCACGUACAACGAGACCAAGCAGGUCACCGUGAAACUGCCGCACUGCGCAGCCAACGUCAACCCUUUCUACACGUACCCCAAGGCCAUCCGGUGCGGCUGUGGCGUGUGUCUCACCUCCACUACUGAAUGCGAGACCAUCUGACUCCUCGAACGAC
This is a messenger RNA of Sphaerodactylus townsendi, 543 nucleotides long. RefSeq names its product glycoprotein hormone beta-5-like. The coding region runs from base 135 to 530 and encodes 131 amino acids. Gene Ontology annotation, biological process: regulation of thyroid hormone receptor signaling pathway; G protein-coupled receptor signaling pathway. Lineage: Eukaryota; Metazoa; Chordata; Lepidosauria; Squamata; Sphaerodactylidae. The record is from RefSeq and is a predicted model, not a curated record. Gene Ontology annotation, cellular component: cytoplasm; extracellular region. Gene Ontology annotation, molecular function: hormone activity. The transcript is spliced from 3 exons.